This is a messenger RNA of Misgurnus anguillicaudatus (oriental weatherfish), 686 nucleotides long. NCBI's taxonomy places the organism in Eukaryota, Metazoa, Chordata, Actinopteri, Cypriniformes, Cobitidae. The record is from RefSeq and is a predicted model, not a curated record.
CUGAUCGCAUGAGAAACACUUGAGGGUGGAAGUGAAUGCAAGCUCACGCACUAGAGUUUGAAAGAUUUGAUGUGUGCAAGUUCUGCACCAUAGAUACCUGAGUGAUGUCUGGACGAAGAGUAGUGGUUUUCUCCUCUGCAGAAGAGCUUGGGAUGACUCUGGCCCAGCUGGUGUCCUCUCGAGCAGAGAAAGCUCUGGGCACAGGUGCAAGUUGCUUCUCUCUGGGCCUUUCUGGAGGGAGUCUGGUGAACAUACUCGGUAAAGACUUGCCUGCUGUACCAAACCUAGACUGCAGCAAAUGGCUCAUAGGGUUCUGUGAUGAGAGACUUGUGCCAUUUAAUGAUGCCGAGAGCACUUACGGUUUAUACCAAGUAUUGGAGGGUGGUGAAGGCCCUGCACUUCCAGCAGCACUUGUCACACCUACACAGGGAGAGCUUUUCUGGUUAUUAGAUGAGCCAGCUGCUUCCUCCCUCACUUCUCAGGUGGAGAGGCCAGGACCUGGGGCUAAACUCUAAAUUCAGAAGACCAAACUUGUAGGAACACUGUAAAGUAUUCAUAUGAAGUCCUUAAGAGCUCUUGUAUCUUGAAAAAUGUUUGCUAUAAGUUUCACCAAAAUACCAUAAUUACUACAGUUAUUGUCACUACUAUAAAUCCAUUAAUUAAUAAAUACUGAAUUUUUCAAAUAA